UGACAUUUUUUGUUGCUUCCUCUGUACUUAUGCUUCUUGCAGGAACAGUGUGCACUGUAAAGUCAAGCAAAGGUGAAAAAGUCCUUUUAGGAUCCGACUUCACCUUCUCCUGCAUCUUUAACAAGCAAUGCACCAAACUAAUGUUUCGGAAUAGGACACUAAUUAAAUAUAAACAAUUCCCCAAUUCAAGUGAGGUGUCUGUGGAUGUUGAGAAUUUAACAGAGCCAAGCACCUUCAGCUGCAAUUGUAAGGAGCCUCGCUCAGAACCAUGUGGAAUUGACAUCAAACCAGGAUACCCUCCAGACGUUCCACAAAAUCUGACUUGCAUUCAGAAAAUGAAAUCUGGCAACAUCAGUUGCAUUUGGACAACAGGAAGGGGUACCAUAAUCAACACCACAUGUCAGUUACGGGUUCGAGAUGACCUGCACCUUGGCUAUGAGAGUACUAUGAACUCUACAGGAUUUUGUCACUCCACCUUCCCCAUCAAAAACUCAAUAGUGUCACAGCUCUUCGUGUCACUCAAUGUCUCUAAUAGCCUGGGCUCAAAAACCUCAGGCCCCCACACCAUCAUCCUCAGCAAUAUAGUAAAACCCUCAAUGCCUGAAAUCGUUAAUGUGAGCUGCUCUUCUCGAUGGUGCAUCCUACACACAGACAAUCACAGCUUGAAUGUGGUUGAAAUUCAAUACAGUGCGGUAAAUGGGAUCUGGAACACCCUCCAGACUAAUGCUAAGAGCAGAUUGAACAUAUCCUCACUGCAGCCAUAUACCACGUAUAAGUUCCAGAUCAGGAGGAAAAUCAACCAUAGCGUAGGUCUGUGGAGUGACUGCAGUCAACCAAAGGCAGCAAAAACCAAAGAAGAAGCUCCUGAUAAGGUGCUUGACGUCUGGUACCUUCUAGAAAUGAAACCCCCACAAUCUAACAGCGAGUGUUUCCACAUAUUUUGGAAGGAACUGAAUUCAUCAGAUGCCAAGGGGAAAAUUCAGAGGUAUAAUAUAAGUGUUCGGGAGCAAAUGAGAAUGAGGAACCCUAUCAUCGCAGUUCCACCCAGCAGAAAUGAGAGAAUAUGCUGCUCUCAUUGUUCUGUGUCAGUGUCCGCAAUUAACUCAGGGGGUCAAUCUCCUGUCACAUUUAUUCAUCUGCAUUUUCCAGGUCUGGUUUCAGGUUUCCUGUCACACAGGCCAUUGAAUAAUCAUAGUGUUGCCCUCUUCUGGCACAAACUUGCCAUUGCAAGCACUGAAUAUGUGGUGCAUUGGUAUCCAGUUGGAAACAUCGAGGCGAUUCAGUGGAUUAGAGUGGUGGAUACCACAGCUCACAUUACAGGUCUGCAGCCUCAAGAAUGCUAUGAUGGUGCAGUUACCGCUCUGCAAUCAACUGGUCCCAAAAUGGCAUCCAUUAAAGGCAUCUCCACAUGGCAAUCAGCUCCAGAACAGGGUCCAGUUCCUCAACUUUGCUCGAAGAACAGCGAGAGCUUGAAUGUGACAUGGUCCGAAAUCCCUCAAAGGAAGAGAAGAGGCUGUUUGAAAAAAUACACUGUCUACUUGAUGGACAAUUUGAAGGAAGAUAUUCACAAUUUCAGUGUAGACCAUCCAAACAGACAGUAUGUCAUCAGUGGUCUGUCACCAGGACAGUGUUACAAUCUGUGGGUCACUGCCUGGACUGAUGCUGGGGAGGGACCCAAAGGAAGUGAUCUCCCAUUCUGCACACCAUCAUACUCUGAGAGAAUGCUGUCCCUUGUGAUCUUGACUGGUGGAGUAGUACUUUUGGGCUGUCUAAUCCUGCUGUGCCUCUGUCAGUUCACCUCCGUCCAGAAAAGAUUCUUAUGCUGUUGCCAGUGUCUGCUGCCUAUAAUUCCAGAUCCAGCAAACAGCAAAUGUGCAAAGACAUACGCUGAUGACCAGAGUGAAAUCAAAUUCUACCUAGACCAAUUUGACUCCAGUGUGAAUGAGGAGCCCGAUAACGUGGAGGUGGAGGAAGUUCCCUAUCCCUCCAUCUGCACCUACAUCAAAAGUUUCUCUCAGGAGUCCAGCUCCUCUGAUGCCACCCAGAUCACCAGGAUCACAGACAUGAUAGAGGACUACAUCUCCACUCAUGGCGCAAUAAGUGGAGGAGAAGAGGAAGAUGAAGAAGAGACAGGUUUGGACGAAUUUGAAUUCUUCCCAAGCAUGCACAGCCCUUUCCUGGAGCCCCUGGUUUUAACUGGAGGGAAGCUGACGCUGGAUGUAGUGAAAAUAGACUGCAGUGAGUUUCUGGAUUGCACAUGAUUCUCAAGAGGCAUUAAAAUUGGACCUGACAGUGACUAUACUACGGAUGCUGAAAAAUAACAAUGGACAUUCCAGGAAUAGCCAGUCAGAAGGACAAACUUUUUCUCCUUGCUCUGAAACCCAGCCAUACCUGCAUCUCAAGCUAAUGUUGGACAUUUUAAAGUCGCAAUGUAAUGCAAAUAGCGAAAGAUUUUCUUUUUGCAUAUUGUGAUGAACAUCCAAGUGAAAUGGACACAAUGUAUGACAGGGGCUUGCUUCUAUCUGUCUGUUGUUGAUUGGAUGGAAGCAGAUCUGAAUGCAAGCUUGCAGUUGAUUUUAAGGAAGCGGUUGGUUUCAGCAGACCAAAUGUUUGGAGAAGUCUGGCAUAGAACUCUGAUGCUUCACCGGAAGAUCAAAUUAUAUUUUAAUAAAAAAAAUAUAAGGUAAAAAAUAAAAUUAAAAAAAAAGUACACAUAGCCUGCCUCAGCUACUUCUCUCUGAAAUACAGAUGAUCUAACAGACUGUUAACAGCCCAUCAAGAGUGCUGGAUACUUAACGAAUGUAAAUUGUAAAGGGUUUAGGCCAUAUUCUACAAAUUCCAUCUUUCCACUAAAACACUCAGCAGCUGUCCAACACUAACUUUAAAACUGUAACUUUUCAACUCUUUCACAAUACAUCAAGAAAAAAUUGCACAAGUUUCAAUAUCAAUGCAGACUCAGUACUCGUAUCUACUCUAAUGCAAGGUGUUUGACACAAAUACAUGCCAUCAGUACAUUAGUUUUUCAUCAGCUCAGCUGAAUACUGUCCUAAUGUAAAGUUUUUAUUUGUAAGUAAACCUUUAAAGUCAAAGCAUCAUGAAAAAAAAUAAAUGUUCUUUUUUGGAUAUUUGUGUGGUUUACGGUCACUACAAUUUUAAAAUGAAAUGGUAAAUGGGGCUGUGGAGAGAGGGCAACAUGAUUUUGGCCUAUAGCCAUUUUACCAGUCAGUCACAAAUAGUUGUUUCAUGCGUAUUUCACAAACUAAACCUCAAUAAUAAACUAGAUUUCAACAUUUUCUAAAGGAAAUGCGAGCUGCCAAAUGCUUUUGCAAAAUAUGGACUUGUAAGUGCAAGUGUAAGUCCACUGUAAACACAAAUUAACCACCUCAUUUACAAUAAGUUCCCACUCGUUAACCUGAAUACAAUAAGUAUUUCUACAGCACGUAUGAAUUUUAAUUUCAAAAUGUAAAAUUUUUGAAAUCAAAACUUGAAUCUGUCAACACUAAUGCAUCAUGCACUAACAUAGAAGAAUGCUGAACUGCAUUUUGUCAGCCAACUUUAACCAAGAUUUUAAACAUGCUGCAAAAAAAAAAAAAGGCUCAUGUUGGCUAAUGCAUUAAGUGUUUACAACUGGGACCUUACUGUUAUUUCUAAGCCAAACUCGAUCUCUGACACCAUUUUAACCAAUACUACACCAUACCAUAAGAGACAAUUUUCAGCUACUAACAGGACCAGUAUCACUAUUGGAUUUUAAAUAAAAUGUAACGAACCAGCAUCAGACAAGAGCAAGUUUGAAGCGGUUUCAUCUUUGAAGUUAAAGUCCACACAACAACUCUGUAUGAAUCGACUAUCUUUUAAUUAUUGACAGAGGUCUAAUAGCAGGGUAGGAAUUCACACAUCACUCAGCUGUUCCACACUGAACAGGAUGGUUUCUUUCAGACCAGUUAUGCAGGAAACUGUUGUAAAAGCAAUGGGGCAGAAAGAAAAUGUCAUUUCUAACAGGAUUUAUCCAUAACCUGGCUCAAAUUUUUUAGUAAACAGGAGUGGUGUGUAAACUUGCUUCUUGUAUUUACACUGGAACUUUGCGUAACGAAUGAUACUACCCUGAGUUACCAGAGCCAAUGGCAUAAAGACACCAUUUUGAACUUUACAGUGGUCAUUCGAUAAAAGACACUUUUUGUGGCGAGUGCAACUGAAUCAUCGGAACUACCUCUUGGCAUUAAGUUAUGAAUCAUAAAUUGUACAUUUAAUCGAAAUGAUUUCAGAUUGUGUUUCAAGGCCCGCUUUCAGGGAACCGAGGUGUUUAAUUCAACAAUGAGCAGAACCAAAAUGCUCUGUAAUUUCCCUUAGAAAUGCAAUAACCUUUACAAAUUAAAAGACUAACUUGUAGAUCUUGCACCUGAAAUGGCUGCCUUGUUAUGAGGCUUUUUCGUGUAAAAAGCAAGCUACCGGACACCUUAAGAUAAACCGGUGUGCUCUUCACACCUAUUUUUGGAAAUGCAUAUUUUCAAGCAGCAGUACAAAAAGUAUCCAUGAACAAUGCAUAAUUUCUGAGAAAAAAAAGAAACAACAACAAAAGAAACACUGUAUGAAAACAUCCCUGCUACCUUAUUUCUAAAUACAAAACCUCGACCAAUAAUUUGCUUCAGAAUAGCAAGAAGUCCGUUCUUUUUUUUUUUUUUUUAAUUUUCCAUCUUUUUUU
This is a messenger RNA of Sinocyclocheilus rhinocerous, 4699 nucleotides long. RefSeq names its product interleukin 12 receptor, beta 2a (gene il12rb2). NCBI's taxonomy places the organism in Eukaryota, Metazoa, Chordata, Actinopteri, Cypriniformes, Cyprinidae. The transcript has 14 exons. The record is from RefSeq and is a predicted model, not a curated record. Bases 30 to 2261 code for a protein of 743 amino acids. Gene Ontology annotation, molecular function: protein binding.